Bufo gargarizans (Asiatic toad) is the source of this 2758-nucleotide messenger RNA. It is a transcript of the gene FDXACB1, whose product is annotated as ferredoxin-fold anticodon binding domain containing 1. Gene Ontology annotation, molecular function: rRNA (uridine-N3-)-methyltransferase activity. The record is from RefSeq and is a predicted model, not a curated record. The transcript has 6 exons. Gene Ontology annotation, biological process: rRNA base methylation. NCBI's taxonomy places the organism in Eukaryota, Metazoa, Chordata, Amphibia, Anura, Bufonidae. Gene Ontology annotation, cellular component: cytoplasm. Bases 122 to 1960 code for a protein of 612 amino acids.
ACUCGCAUGCGACCGCAAACCAGGAAGCAGGCUGCAGGAGCGGGUCACGUGGCUCUCCGCUGGCCGGUGGUACCCCUGGUGUAACGGGACAGGACUGCCAGUCCCUGGGGAACCUAAAUACAUGAUGGAUCAAGAUCCGGAGAAGAAGACUCUUACUCUUCUGUUGGUCGGAGAAGGAAAUUUUUCAUUCGCUGCCUCCCUGUGUGACGCGGGCAGUCAUCACAUCACUGCCACCUGCUGUGAGUCAGAAGAGGUUGUGUGCACCCAGCACCUCACAUGGAGCAGCGUCCAGCACCUUAGAAGUCAAGGAGCAGCGGUUCACUUUGGCGUGGAUGCCACAAAGCUCCAUGAAUAUGUCUUUCUCUCCAAUCAACCUUACGACAGAAUCAUUUUCAACUUCCCGCACUGCGGCAGAAAGGCGGGGGUGAAGAAGAACAGAGAUUUGCUGUGUCAUUUUUUUCGCAGUUGUGCGGAAGUUCUUUCUCCAAAAGGGGAAGUCCAUGUGGCCUUAUGCGAAGGGCAAGGUGGCACUCCUGCCGAUCAGCCCAAGAGGGAAUGGCAUAACAGCUGGCAAGUGGCAGCCAUGGCUGCUAUGGCGGGGUUCAUCCUGACAUCGGUGGUCCCUUUUGAUUCUGAUCAGCACUGCGGUUACCAGAGCACGGGGUACAGGAGCCAGCAGAAAUCCUUCCAUGUGGUUGGAGCUUUGACUCAUGUGUUCACCAGAAGUCUACCAUUGGAGAACCUAGCAGCAUUGCAGUUAAUCGAUGCACUAACUUCUGUCCAGGACCCAAAAUGCACUGAAGCUGCAGUAGACAGGGGUUUCCUGUGGAACACAUCAUGUCACCCCAUCAGUGUAAUAUAUAAAGAACUGAUAAAACGGUGUGAAGAGAAGCUGCCCCUAAACGUCAUAGAAGACACGUUUCCCCUUACUUGUCAGGACGACUCUUGUUUAGGUCGCCCUUCAUAUCCAGCAGCUCCCUCCAGCCUGUACUUUGUGAUGCCUGGUAAAGACAAGGGAGCAUCGGAAAUUAUGGAUGACUUCCACAAGAAGGAUAUUCUGCAGGCGCCUUACCUCGGCAGUACCCAAACCAAUCCUGGCACUGGGCUAUGUCAUCUAAGACCCUCACUUACAUGCUUUAUUGAUGACCUCACUCGCAGAGCCAUCCUAAGACCCAAUGACCUCACCAUUGUGAGUGGGCUAGUUUUUAGGAAGUGCUUAAUAUCUCCCAGGACGUUGCCGGUUUAUCAUGAGGUCCUCAUGAUGUUAGCUUAUCGAGGUCAUACCCUGACAGAUCGGCUGCAGCUGUUGAUGGACACUGUCAAGGACGCCAUAGACACCAUUGCGGUGUCAGUCAUCCUCCCUUCCACGGAAACCAAGGAUAAUGAGAAAAUGGGAAAUUGUUUGUCAAGAUUCGUUGUAACGUUUCAUCAGAACAAGGAAGAUUACACCAUCACCUUUUCCUCUGCCGAUUUUGAUCAGAUAAUAGGGACAAUUAGGACGGUUCCUCCCGGAGAGCAGUACGAAGAGCUUGGGUUUCUUACAGUAGCUCUAAAUAUAGAUUUAGUGGCCAUGAGUCUUCUGGGUAUUGAAGACUGGCGAAUGCUUUGGACAGAAGAUGAAAGGUUCAUAGAACAAUUUCGUCAUCAGGACUUGAAGCCUUUUCAGAGCUUUUCUCUGUAUCCGCCAUACUACAUUCACGAUGUUAGUUUUUGGGUUGACGGUAACUCCGUAUUUGAUCAUGUGCAGUUUCACACCAUAGCACUGCGAAUGUCCAAGGGAAACAUUGUUGAUGUUCAGCUGCUGGACCGGUAUGAAAAUGUGGAAACUGGGAGAACUGGUCUGUGUUACCGGAUGAAAUAUCAGUCUUGUGAUCGAGCCCUUGGCUACAGAUCAGCACUGACAAUGCAGCUACUGCUAAGGGAGGAGCUGCAGAGGAGUCUCCGGGUCACUGUCCGGUAGCAGAGGAGUCUCCGGGUCACUGUCCGGUAGCAGAGGAGUCUCCGGGUCACUGUCCGGCAGCAGAGGAGUCUCCGGGUCACUGUCCGGCAGCAGAGGAGUCUCCGGGUCACUGUCCGGCAGCAGAGGAGUCUCCGGGGCACUGUCCGGCAGCAGAGGAGUCUCCGGGGCACUGUCCGGCAGCAGAGGAGUCUCCGGGGCACUGUCCGGCAGCAGAGGAGUCUCCGGGGCACUGUCCGGCAGCAGAGGAGUCUCCGGGGCACUGUCCGGCAGCAGAGGAGUCUCCGGGGCACUGUCCGGCAGCAGAGGAGUCUCCGGGGCACUGUCCGGCAGCAGAGGAGUCUCCGGGGCACUGUCCGGCAGCAGAGGAGUCUCCGGGGCACUGUCCGGCAGCAGAGGAGUCUCCGGGGCACUGUCCGGCAGCAGAGGAGUCUCCGGGGCACUGUCCGGCAGCAGAGGAGUCUCCGGGGCACUGUCCGGCAGCAGAGGAGUCUCCGGGGCACUGUCCGGCAGCAGAGGAGUCUCCGGGGCACUGUCCGGUAUCAUUUACCGAUUCUGUGUUUUAUAGGUGUAUGAGGGGGUAGUCACACGUGGCAGAUUCAUUGCAGAAAUUGCUGUGACUGGCAAACCCUUUCCAUCCAGCUGGUUGGGGUUGAUUCUGCAGCAGGUGUAUAGAUUUCUGCUGGACGAAUGGGUUAUUCGCAUUUUUUUUCUGCAGCAAUCUGCCACGUGUGAAUGUAUCCUAAUGCCCUGGAAAAAUCUGCCAAAAAUUAUGGCUUAUAAUAAAAACCUUCCAUUGUU